Messenger RNA from Seminavis robusta, 2679 nucleotides. The record is from the annotation of a GenBank genome assembly. Lineage: Eukaryota; Bacillariophyta; Bacillariophyceae; Naviculales; Naviculaceae.
UGAUGUUCCCUAUUCACAGGAGUGGAGGCACUCGCAUCGAUCUCACAAUCUCAAACAAAACCAAAACACAAACCAAACCAAAACAAUCAGAACAAAUCUACCUCUACUAACUAACAUCUACACGUAACAAUACCAAAUCAUGAUGUCGUCCACUCUUGCCAAAGGCGCCGUGAUCGCGUCCUUUCUCACAUCGUCGCUGACAAUGACAAUGGCCCUUCCCGCGGCAGGAUCUGUGACGGAGAUUUCUUCCUUUGGCAUUCCAGCGUCCCCCUCUGGCAUGUUCUUUGAUGACGAAUCUGGAUUACUCUACAUUCUAUGUGGAACCAGGACCAACGGCGACCACUCCUUGUAUGCGUACACCACCGAGGGUGAUCAGCGUUGUUUCAUUACCAUUCCACAAUCCGUGGGAAUGAGCCGUGUCGAUGGCUUUUACAUUACGCCCGACAACAACAAGGCUUAUAUUGUCGAUUCGCAGGGUCCAAUUUAUGCUCCUCAAGGCGAAAACUAUUUGGGAGGGAGCGUCUACGAGGUCGACUGGACCAAUCCGUGUGGCUGUUCCAGCGACGGAACUUGCACGGAAUCAUCGGUGACAUGGACUCCCACUGUGAGCCAGUCCUGGAGUCUUUCGGCGUCCGAUAUCAGUGCCACCGAAGGAGGAGGCAAUGACGAGUACUUUCGUAACAGCGGGAUUGUGGUCUUGGGUGACACUUGGUUUGGUGUCAAUGGCGUUCAUCCCGUGGAAGGAUCACUCACCGCAAACUACCCCAAGUCCAUUGUCCAAGUCGAUAAGACAACCUCGUCCAUUCUCAACACUUGGUCCUUUGAUGGGUCCACGGUGGGCCAUGAUGUCGACAUGGAAGGCUUGACGUGUGGGCCGGAUCAAUGCAGCACAAUGCUGUAUGUGGGAGACGAAUACAACUACAUCUACCAACUCGACCUGGAGACUGGCGCUGUGAACACGGAAUGGGACUUGAACUCCAUUGUUGGGAAUGUCCCCACCGACAAGGGAAUCGAGUCUCUCACGUACGCUCCCACUACGGGAUACUUUUACGCCGGCAUCCAGCAAACGGCGCAGAUUCAUGUAGUGAGUUUGGGUUCGGACACAACCGAAGAAACAACCGAAGAAACAAUGGAAGAAACAUCCACUGCAGAGACCACCACCUCAACACCCAUCACACUAAGCCAAUGCACUCCCACAGAAGAUUUCCCACAAUGUACAGCACCAACCAAAGAUCCAUCUAGUCAACGCGUCCGCCGGGAGAUUCGUUCCUUGUCCACCCAGGAAUGGGACAAGGUCGUGGCGGCCAUGUGGAUCAUGAAGACGGAACCAUCCAUGGAGGCUGGAAAAAUCAACUACGGAGACAACUUUCGAACCUACGACUACUUUGUCGUCAAGCAUGCCGUGGCCACUACGGAUAGUCGUGGAGACGAGGCUCAUAAGGGUGCACACUUUAUCACAUGGCAUGCGGCCUUUGUUUUGGAGUUUGAGAAUGCACUCUUGGCCAUUGAUCCUUCCAUCGAAGCAAUGCCGUACUGGGACGAAACGGUUGCUCAGCCAUCCGUCUUCAUAGAGGACUACUUUGGUGUAGAUCCCGCUGGAUCUUCUGCGACGAUGGAAGUUACCACUGGAAAGUUUGCGAACUGGCCCGUCUCCAGCACAUUUUCCAUUGACGAUUGGACUCCAUACAUGACGGAUACCUCGACAGUGACUUUCAAUGGAAACAUGGCGUCACCGUCUAUUCUUCGUGGAGGCGAAAACAACGUGACAGCCAUGUAUGCUACUCGAUACGGAAGUGGCUCCCAGUGGGAAUCAGAGGCACCUUCAGAACAAGUCUGGUGGGGAUGCACUGGCCAGGAUGUGCAAGAGUGGAAUGACUGGUACAGGUGCAUUGAACAGGGUAGGCCCAGUCUCCACAGCGGCGCCCACGGAACUAUCGGGGGGCGUCCGAACAACGAGGGUAAACGAGGAGACUUUGAAGACCCCGAGACUAGUCCCAAUGGUCCCAUCUUUAUGUUCCAUCAUGCCAACCUCGACAGAAACCGCCAUUGGUGGAUGAUGCGCAACAAUGCCAAGGAAGAGCUCGUGUGUGAGUACUACGGUUUCCCCGUCGAAGGCGGCACGUUUAUUGGUCCUCGCCCCGGGAUGACAGGGAACGGAGACUUUUACGGUGCCCACUUGAACGAUGUUGCUUCUAGCUCUUGGGGAUUCAGUGCUGCUGACUUGGGCUUCGCCAUGGAAGGCAAGGAGAAUGAAAGCAUGGAGGAGGCGCUUGGUCGUUCCUCUGGUUCUGCUGGUGGCGCCCUGUUGACUCAUGCUGACUUGGUUUGUUGGAUGGGACCCGAGACAGCACUCUACACAUACGAUACCAACAUUGCUUGCCUUCAGGACAGCACUGCGUGCAAUAGCUUUCAGGGCCAAGUCAAGCUACCAGGUGAUGACAUUACAACAACCAACACUGAGGUCAACCAGGAGGCGUCUGAGGUCAACCUGGAGGCGUCUUCGGCUACAAGCUUCUCUGUUUCUGUUAUGGCUGCGUCUGUUGUUUUUGGUGCGACAAUCUCCUACAUGAUCUAAUUCAUAGAAGCAAUUAUGAUAGUUUUGCUACUGUACAUAUAGUUUGGUCCAGUAAGUCGAAAUACGUAUGUUCUGGUUUCAUAGAGCUAUGAUCUGAUCUGAAC